Caenorhabditis remanei is the source of this 489-nucleotide messenger RNA. RefSeq lists its product as uncharacterized. Bases 1 to 489 code for a protein of 162 amino acids. The transcript has 4 exons. Lineage: Eukaryota; Metazoa; Nematoda; Chromadorea; Rhabditida; Rhabditidae. The record is from RefSeq and is a predicted model, not a curated record.
AUGAUCAAAAUGAGAUGGAGUCCUGCAAGUGCAAAGACAGCUCAAGCCUAUGCCAACACGUGCUCAGACGGAGCAUCUGGUCAGGGAAAUGUCGGAGAAAAUAUUUAUUUGGAUUGGAGUGAGAAGAAUCCCUCGAGUCUUGAUAAAUAUGGAAUAAAUGCAGCUGUUUCAUGGAGUGAACAGUUUUCCUACUUCGGUUGGUCUUCCACUUAUCUUGAUAAGGAAACUUUGGAAUCUGGAAUCAAAGACGCCAUUCAAAUGGUUUGGGCAAAAACUGGUUAUGUUGGGUGUGGAGUCAAAAAUUGUGGGCCGGAUCCGAUGAGCUUACAAAAUAAUGGGGAAAUGUGUUGGAUGAGGAUAUUUACGAAGAGGGCGAGAGUUGCUCGAACUGUCCUGGAAACAGGGUGUGUGAGGAUGAGACCGGACUUUGUGCGUGAAGCAACUCCACUUCAACAUUUGGCUAAACUCGAAAACAUUCUUUAUGUAUAA